Molecule: messenger RNA, 2401 nt
Organism: Camelina sativa (false flax)
Lineage: Eukaryota; Viridiplantae; Streptophyta; Magnoliopsida; Brassicales; Brassicaceae
Product: protein CORTICAL MICROTUBULE DISORDERING 3
Source: RefSeq, a predicted model, not a curated record
CAAAAAGAGAAACUCGAUUUCAAAUUUUGAAUCUUGUAACGGCCAAAGCUUCAAUACCUUCUCUCUAUAACCUUCUUCUUCUUCCUUCCCCCAAACUCACAGAACCUCACACUCAAAAAAUGGCGUCACUCGCUCCCGGAAUCCUCCUAAAACUCCUGCAAUGUAUGAGCUCCAACACACGCCCCACCGGAGACCACAGAUCCGCCACACUACAAGUCACCGGGAUCGUUCCAGCUCUCGCCGGCUCCGAUUUAUGGCCCAAUCAAGGGUUCUUCGUUCAAAUAUCGGAUUCUUUAAACUCCACUUAUGUCUCUCUCUCUGAACGAGACACAGAUCUAAUCCUUAGUAACCGUCUCCAGCUAGGUCAAUUUAUCUACCUAGAACGGCUCGAGUUCGCGACUCCAGUCCCACGCGCCGCCGGAAUCCGCCCCGUUGCUGGUCGUCAUGCCUUCGUCGGAACACCGGAGCCCUUAAUCGCACGUGUAUGUAACGGAUCCAAACGAGAUUUCGUGAUUCAACCAGUUUCUGACUCGGAGUACUCUCUUGAUCCUAUCGCUGUUUACCUAAACAAUAGAAGAUCCGAGGAUAACAACGGCAACGGCGGCGACGUAGAUGUUCCAAAAAGGGAAGCCCUUGCUCCGGUGAACCAAAACGAAAUUCGUAAACAGAAAACGACGCCGCAGAGGUUCUCGUCACCAGCAUCGUCAAAACGGUCAGUCUCAUCGAUGAAGAAGAAUAGCUCCGGUGGUAUGACGGCGGCGGCGGCGGCGGUGGAGAGAGAUCCGUCGCCUGCUGUUUCUGGUAAAGGGAGGAGAUCUGCUUCUCCGGUGCCGUCGAAAUGUGUGGUGCCGAGUCUUGCUGCAGCGCGUGAGGAGCAGAGAAGAGUUGCAAGAGAGUCAGCGAUUGUUGUGCCGUCUAGGUAUAGGCAACCGUCACCUAAUGGGAGGAAGAUGAAUCCAUCGCCUAGUGGAAGAAGAAUGUCGAUCUCACCUGGACGUAGGCUUUCUACUGGUUUGAAGAUGUCUCCUAUGGUUGUAGAUUCUUCAGGGAAGAAGAAGAUGGCUGCGAUGGCUGCUGGAAUCUCCAAAGCUUCAGAGGCUUUAGCCUGUGGUUCUUCGGCUAAGAAUCGAAAGAAUUGGGAUGAACCAUUAGCUGCUGAUGGAAAUGCUCAAGUUGAACACAAGGAGAAGAGUUGUGUUAAGAAUAAGCCUGAUCAUCAAGCAAUUUUGCGUACUCAGGCUGCUAUGUCGAGGCGGCUCAGUGAUGCGAAUAGGCGGAAGAGUGAUUCUUCAUCUUCAGCGUGUGAAGAGAAAGCCAAGUCGUGCUCAUCAGAGACUAGUAUACUAGAAGAAGUCUCAGCCUUUGGAGGAGUUGGGAUCACUUAUCAUGAACGUAAAUGGACUGAUGGUAGUGUUCCACUGGAUAGUAGUACCUCAGAGGAACUUGCAAAACUUGGAAAGGAAGCUAUGCAAAGAAGAGACUUUGCUGCUAAAGCUGCAGCUCGGGCGUUGGAAGAAGCAAAUGCCAACGAGUGCAUCAUAAGAUGUUUAAGUAAAUUCUCGGAACUUUGUUUAGCCUCCAAGGUGGGGAAUCCUUUGCAAAUCAUCAACCAGUUUUUGACAAUCUAUGAAGAUGUCGUGAAAUACAGUAAGAUAGCUUCAGAAAACAGUUUCAGCUCGUCGUCUGAUCAACAAAACCCAAUCUCUCUAUGGGUUGAAGCUGCGUUAGCUACUAACCUCAGUGUAGUCUCACUAGUGAAAAACCAGAACAGCCACGAAUCACCAUUGUCUCUGAAGAAAUCAAUGCCUACUCGUCUCUCUCCCGGACCACCCUCUGUCAAGACAGACAAUAUUGUUGGGAUGUGGACAGACAUAGAUGGAUUGAAGGAAACAGCUAAAUUCGCAGUGAACCUACAAUCGGAAAUGCAGAUGUGGUUCAUUAGGUUCGUGGAAGAGUCGUUAGACAACAAAAACACAGCAAAGCGAUCUUUAGAUAGUAGUUCCAUAGCUGCUGUUCUGUCUCAGCUGAAACAAGUUAACGAGUGGUUGGACCGGGUCGUGUCGAACCAAGAAAACCAGAUCACAACAAUGGCUCCGACAGCCAAGAUCGAGCGGCUGAAGCGCAAAAUCUAUGGAUUCGUUAUCCACCACGUCGGAUCUACAUAUGACAACUCUGCUUCUUGAUUUCAUCUUUUGUUUUCGUAUCUUUAAUGUUCUCACGUUUCCAUGCUCUGUAAUACAAUGGCUCAUGUUUUUAAAGAUAAUCUUUAAGUGCCCAAAAAGUAUUUAGGUGAAAAGAAAGGUUCCGUUUUAUUAAAUAGUUUUUACAGUAACAAGCUUCUUCAACACAUCAUGGCUAAAGAUUUGUUUAUUCAUAGAAUACUUUGUCUACACAAUUUAAA